GCGGGCACCACUCCUUACACCCAGGCGCAGGAGGAGGAGGCAGCGAAAAUUCUGGCCGAGCAAAAGGCCAGGAAGGAGAAGUAGUUGGUCAACCAGGCUAAGAAGAUUGCCCUGCAGCAGGAGCAAGCCGCCAAAAUGAAAAAGUUACAGGAAGAGAUGGAGAGAGUGAAGAAGGAGGAGGAAGAAAAGAUGAAGGUCGUGGACACAGAAGAGGUGGAGGAGGAGAAGGAGAAGCAGGCAGAAGCAGAAGAGAUUCCCCUGAUAAGAAGCACAGGUGUGACGGUGUCCCAUAACUUCUUUGGUGGUGCCUGUGCAUGGUGUGGCAACCCACAACAUUACAAAAGAAGAUUGUGUGGGAAAUCUAUUUGUGGGGGAAGUACAGAAGCGAAGGAGCAUUUCUUCAAGAGCAAGGAAUUCAGAUGCCAGGCAGGGACUCCGGCCGUGUAUUACACCAUCUGGGGGAAGAACAUGGACAAGUGUCUGAAAGAGUUCAUUGCCUCGAUUAAGGAGUUGAAGAGGCUUCCUCCCGGUCACCCGUGCUUCCAGUGGCCGGCGCUUUCAUUCCCAGUGGACUCGGAGCCUCGCCGGUCGCCUGAUGGUGGGCCACGACUGGUUGACACAUCGUCUCGCGGUGCAGGCGGCGCACCGGUUGUGCCACCUGCGGCGGGAGCAGCAUCGGCAGGAGUACUCCCACCAGCCGUCCAUGGAGGGACCGCGAUGCUGGUGGUAGCGGCAACGAGACCACCGCCAGCGGCAUCUGAUGCAUUGGCAUCCGCUGUUGCAUCUGCCGUGGGCGGGGGCACUAGACCUACCACUGCAUCGUUGGAGCGCCAGACGCUUUCUCCGUCGGUGCGUGGUGGUGUCUUUGAUGAGCUCGGCACAUGUCAGUUCGUCGACGGUAGUACAUGGGGUAGAAACCCGGGCACUUCGGCUGGCUUGCAUCCUAUGUUCACGAAUGCCGCGGCCAAAGCUUCGAGUCCAGCGGGACCUACUCUUGCAUCUACCCGCGGCACGACCGCGGCAUCUGAUGCAUUGGCAUCCACUGUUGCAUCUGUCGCGGUGUCGGAGGGCGCGGUAUCCCGGCCCUCCUCCGUGUGCCAAAUCCCUGCUUGGCACUCACUCUGAUGUUCCGGCCUAUAGAUGUAUCUUGGACCCCUGCUGUUCUUGGUAUCCAGGCUGUACCUCGGCGCGGACCAGUCCCAAUGAUGUUGCCCUCAACAAAAGGGGUGCGCCACAGGACUUCCAUUGGUCCACGCAAGCUCGGCGCCCUGCUGUACAGCAGAGCACAACCGGCCUGUGACCGUGGUAGCCGCCGGGUUAGCCCUGGGACGCGGAAGUGAGAGGGCAGGCUCAGUCAUUUCAACCGCGCGCCGAGCGUCCCUCUGCAGGGUUACGGGUUAGGUGCAUGACACUGACAGCAGUCAGAAAAACAAAAAGCUAAACAAAAA
Molecule: messenger RNA, 1448 nt
Organism: Chara braunii
Lineage: Eukaryota; Viridiplantae; Streptophyta; Charophyceae; Charales; Characeae
Source: the annotation of a GenBank genome assembly